This is a messenger RNA of Nannospalax galili (Upper Galilee mountains blind mole rat), 4361 nucleotides long. It is a transcript of the gene Ghr, whose product is annotated as growth hormone receptor. The transcript has 11 exons. Lineage: Eukaryota; Metazoa; Chordata; Mammalia; Rodentia; Spalacidae. Gene Ontology annotation, biological process: cytokine-mediated signaling pathway; growth hormone receptor signaling pathway; positive regulation of receptor signaling pathway via JAK-STAT. The record is from RefSeq and is a predicted model, not a curated record. Gene Ontology annotation, molecular function: cytokine binding; peptide hormone binding; growth factor binding. The coding region runs from base 218 to 2131 and encodes 637 amino acids. Gene Ontology annotation, cellular component: growth hormone receptor complex; membrane; external side of plasma membrane.
AGAAGUACUGGGCAAAGGGCAGUGGUUCAUUAAAUGAGGCAACGGUCAGGUGCAAUUCGAUCUGCACUUCUGGUACCAGAUUUUAACCAAAUCUUCGUGAUAUAUGACUGAAUAGAGAAGAAAAUUUAAAAGAUUCUUGAUAGAUAUCCUGGAAGAGGCUAUAUGAAAAUCCAGCCUUUAUUUCAGAAACACCUGCAAGACUAUUGGUCCCACAGGUAUGGAUCUUUGGCAGCUGCUCUUAACCUUGGUACUGGCAGGCUCAAGUGAUGCAUUUUCUGGAAGUGAGGUUACACCAGCUACCCUUGGCAAAGCAUCCCGGUUUCUGCAAAUAAUUAAUCCAGGCCUGAGGACAAAUUCUUCUGGGAAGCCUAAAUUCACCAAGUGCCGUUCACCUGAACUAGAGACAUUUUCUUGCUACUGGACGGAUGGAGAUUACCAUGAUUUAAAGACCCCAGGAUCCAUCCAGCUGUUCUAUGCUAGAAGGAUCGCCCAUGAAUGGUCCCAAGAAUGGAAAGAAUGCCCCGAUUAUGUCUCUGCUGGAGAAAACAGCUGUUACUUUAACUCAUCGUAUACCUCCAUCUGGAUACCCUAUUGCAUCAAGCUAACUAAAAAUGGUGGUAUGGUGGACCAAAAGUGCUUCACUGUUGAUGAAAUAGUGCAACCUGAUCCACCCGUUGGCCUCAACUGGACUUUACUGAACAUCAGUGUGACCGGGGCUCAUGGAGACAUCCAAGUGAGAUGGGAUCCACCACCCAGUGCAGAUGUUCGGAAGGGAUGGAUAAUUCUGGAGUACGAACUUCAGUACAAAGAAGUAAAUGAAACUCAAUGGAAAAUGAUGGACCCUAUGUUGGCAACAUCAGUUCCACUGUACUCGUUGAGACUAGAUAAAGAAUAUGAAGUACGUGUGAGAUCCAGACAGCGAAGCUUUGAAAAGUACAGCGAGUUCAGUGAGGUGCUCUAUGUAACACUUCCUCAAGUGAGCGCAUUCACUUGUACAGAAGAUUUACAGUUUCCGUGGUUCUUAAUUAUCAUCUUUGGGAUAUUUGGACUAACUCUGAUGCUAUUUGUAGUUAUUUUCUCAAAACAGCAAAGGAUUAAGAUGCUGAUUUUGCCCCCAGUCCCAGUUCCAAAGAUUAAAGGAAUUGAUCCAGAUCUUCUUAAGGAAGGAAAAUUAGAGGAGGUGAACACAAUCUUAGCCAUUCAUGAUAACUACAAACCUGAAUUCUACAAUGAUGACUCCUGGGUUGAAUUUAUCGAGCUAGAUAUUGAUGAUGCUGAUGAAAAGACUGAAGGGUCAGACACAGACAGACUUCUAAGCAGUCACCAUGAGAAAUCACUUAAUAUCCUUGGAGCAAAGGACGAUGAUUCUGGGCGCACCAGCUGUUAUGACCCUGACAUUCUGGACAGUGAUUUCCAUGCUGGUGAUAUGUGUGAUAGUUCCUCAGAGUUUGCUCAGCUGCAAAGUUUAAAAGCAGAAGCCGAUCUCUUGUGCCUUGACCAGAAGACUCAAAAGAACUCACCUGUUGAUGCUUCCCCUGCCACUCAGCAUGCCAGCAUCGCCCUAACGGAGGAAGACAAACCACAACCACUUAUUAGUGAAGCUGAGUCAAUCCACCAACUUGCUUCUACCCAGAUAAGCAAUCCUUCUUCACUAGCGAACAUCGACUUUUAUGCCCAAGUAAGCGACAUAACACCAGCAGGAAGUGUUGUCCUUUCUCCAGGCCAAAAGAUUAAGGCAGGAAUAGCCCAGUGCAACAUGCAUCCGGAGGUGGUCACACCCUGCCAAGCAAAUUACAACAUGGACAGCACCUACUUCUGCGAGGCAGACGCCAAAAAGUGCAUCGCAGUGGCCCCUCAUAUGGAAGUCAAGUCCCGCGUAGACCCAAGCUUUAACCAGGAAGACUUUUACAUCACCACAGAAAGCCUUACCACUACUGCUGGAAGGUCUGAGACAGCAGAGAUUGCUCCAAGCGCAGAGAUGCCUGUCCCGGACUAUACCUCCGUUCACACAGUGCAGUCUCCAGAGGGCCUUGUACUCAAUGCGACUGCUUUGCCUUUGCCUGACAAAAAAGGGUUCCUCUCAUCGUGUGGCUACGUGAGCACAGACCAACUGAACAAAAUCAUGCAGUAGCCUAUCUUCUGUUUCCCUUAGCAACAUCUUUCGUGGCAAAGAAUUGGCUGGGCAUGAAUGCUUAAACCAAAACUAUAUUUUAAUCUUCACUGGGAGAGUGUGAGGGUGGGUGUGGAUUCUAAAUGCCUUUUCGUGAAAUGUUUAAACAUUAUCUUAAAAUGGAAAAAUAAGAAUGCUUAAUCAGAUAGAUACUCCCAUCCUGAAUUAUAAAUAUUUUAGAGAAUUGUCUCUCAGACUGUUUAGUGGCAGUGAUUGUCUUAUAAUUGUGGGUCUUAAUUUUGUGAUACUAAGCAUUAAAUAGCUGUGUUUUAAUGUAUUGUAAAUCAUGCUUUUUGAAAAAGCAAAACAAUCAGGUGGCUUUCGCAGUUCAGGAAAUUGAAUGCAAAUUAUAGCACAGGCUAAUUUUUUUUUCUUUCUUAGAUAACUAGGAACUAAAACUCUAGGUGAGAAGGUAAAACUAGUUUGGAUAUAUAAAACAUUUAUUUUGACAUAAAACUGAUAAAGAUAUUUUUAAUAACUUACACUCUAAGCAUGGCUGUUUUAUAAUACACUACACACUGUACUGUAGUUCACAGUCAUCCAUCUAAGGAUUUAGCAACUACAGUGUAAAGUUGGCUUAAUGCUUUGGUCAGUGCCCCUAAAGGAAAACAAACAAGUUAGUUUUUUACAAAGGCCCUUUUUAUACUUCCCAAAAGUUCUUAAGUCUAAAAUAUCUAAUAUCCUGCAUUAUUGGAACAUACUCACUUUAAAUUUUUAAGCAAAUAUUUUUUUAAUUUAGAAAACUUUAAAAUUUUCUCAGAGAUCAGUAAACCAUAUGAUAAUUACAGAAAUAAUAACAAUAAAUAACGUUCUUCAUCAAAUUUCAGUUCAAACCAGAUAAUUACAUGCUAAAAGAAAUCCAGGUGAAGGUGGCUAAGGUUGGUCAGGAUGCUGAACGGCUGCAAAAGCUCGUGGAGUGAGGCUUUAGGAGCAUGCAGAUCAUAAGAGGCUCCAACGCUUCUUCAGGGCCAGCUCUUCAAACACAGCUUGGUUUGAUCCCACAGCAACCUGAGAAUGAAUAGGUACAAGCAGAAUUUCAUAAAUCAAGCAGAUUGAAGUCGACCAAGUCAUAGAACAGAAAGUUGAAGACCUAGGUCUUUGUUUCUCAGCCUACAGCCACACACAUAAUAUGUGUCUAUUCAUAGUAAUAAGGAAAAGUAGAAAUGAGUUUUCCAUCACAAAGGAUAACUCAUGAUUAAUUAAACCAAUUGCAGAAACUUUCUCAUCAAACUUUUUAUAGUAUUUUUUUUUUUCAGACAGGGUCUCCUUGUAGCCCCAGCUGUCCUGGAACUCACUGUGUAGAAUGAAACUCACUAUGUAGGCAUGGUGGCUCACACCUUUAAUCCCAGCACUUGGAAGGCAGACGCAGGCCAUUCUUUGUGAGUUUCAAGGCCAGCCUGGUCUACAUAGUGAGUAUUUUUUAAAGUAGUAAGAAUAGUUUCAGCAUCUCUUAUUUCCCCUUCUGGAAAGAUUGACCUAAAACAAGAUAGAAAACAGGGGGGCUACAUAAUAAAUAAAUUACUUUCUGAUUCCUUAAUAACAUAAACAUAAUUAUUUGUGAUAGCUCCCUAAAAGAGUUAUGAGAGAGAGAGAGACAGAGAGAGAGAGAGAGAGGGAGGGAGAGACAGAGAGAGAGAGAGGACUCCCUACCCACUGAAGAAAACAUCUCAGUUUAAAUAUUUUUUAACAGCUUAAAACUUUAAAGUUAGCUUUAACUUUCAAUAGUAUUUACCAUUUUAUGAGACCUUUGUGAGAAGCAAGCUUAAUAUUUAAUAACGUUAAAUUUCCUUUCUCGCAGGAAAGAUUGAAAAAUCUAGAAUUGGUGUUUAAAGUUCAACAUGCUACUUUGUAAUAGAUUUGUAAUAGAUUUUCUGCUAACUUGCUGCUACGGUUUUUCCCCAAGAGCUGCAUAAUUUAGUUUCAUAUAAAAUAUCAUCAACUUAAGAUUCAAUUUCAAUGGAAAGCUGUGUGUUUGGACAAACUAUCUUACCAUUUCACCAUAGGCUGAUCACAUUUCUAUAUCCAAAUAUAGCUAAAUACCUCAACCAGUCUCAGAAUGUCAUUUUGGUACUUUGCUGGCCACACAAGCCAUUAUUCACAGUACGACUAGUUGUGUCCUGCAAUCUGUAUUUAACUUUCUUUAUGUCUGUGGAUUUUUCCCUUUAAAGUUCAAUAAAUUUAUUUUCUUGGA